Molecule: messenger RNA, 1842 nt
Organism: Betta splendens (Siamese fighting fish)
Lineage: Eukaryota; Metazoa; Chordata; Actinopteri; Anabantiformes; Osphronemidae
Product: lymphocyte antigen 75
Exons: 3
Coding region: 623-1363 (246 amino acids)
Source: RefSeq, a predicted model, not a curated record
CUACUUCUGCUUUCAGGUAUUGUUAAAGACUUAAUCUUGGUCUCUAAAUUUGUAAAAAUUGUGUGUUUUGUGCACAGAGGCAUAUUUAGGUCAGUGUAACAUUACUAGAAACGUUUAUUAAAACAUGUACAGUAACAGCUUCAAAUACUGUACAUCCAUUUACUUCCACUGUUUAUACUUGUUUUUAGUUUAGCUUGUAUUUUUGCCUGAUCUAGUUUAACAGUAAAGCAGAACAGUACAGUAAAUGUUAUUUCUACAUGCUAUUAAUUCUACAUAAACAGUUAUUUAUUUCUACUGACUCCUUUUAACAGGAAUCUUUCACUCAACACUCACAACAAAUCGAUUACGAGGUUUUAACAUUACAGGAAACGGUAAUUGGACUGUUGCAAAUAAUACAUGCAAUGAGAGGAAUCAAUCACUUUUGACUAUCUAUGAUGAAGAGGACGUCACGUUUGUAAAAAGAUUGGUAGAUAACGAUGAGCUCAACGUCAACACGUGGCUCGGUCUGCAUAGGAAUCCUAACACUGUUUCCACUUGGUCAAACGGCUCACCUGUCAUAUUCAAUCAAUCCAGUGCUAAUGUAACAAAUGGGGAGCAAAGAUGUGAAGCUAUUCACAACAACAUGUGGAACGAUUCUAACUGUUCAGACAGAAAACACUUCAUGUGCCAGAAGGGUAGUGACUACAGCCUGAUAGAGAAUGAGUUGAACUGGUGUCAGGCACGAGACUACUGCAAAAAACACUUUCAGUCCGACUUGGUCAGCAUCAGUAACGAGACACAAAACAAUGAAGUGAUUAGUAAAGGGCAGAAGAAGACAUUUUGGAUUGGACUCAUGCAUGAUGAAUGGAAGUGGGAGGACAACGGCUGCUCAACAUACAGAGAAUGGGGGGAACCCUCCAAUUGGCAAUCCUCCAAUUACACUGUACAAAGAGAUGAACGAAUUCAACAACUGGGUUAUACAAAUAAUGCCAAUAUAGUCUGCUCCACAGGUGCUGUAAGAAUCAAAGUCAUAAACUUAGAUUUCACAUGGGAGCAGGCCUACGACUACUGCAUGGCUAACCACACACGCCUGCUGCAGAUUGAAGAUCAACACGACCAGGAAUCUGUUAAGCAAUGGCUAAAUGGCACAGAUUCAAACAAUACAUUCUGGAUCGGACUGAGGCAGAGCCGUGUCUUUGGGUUCUGGAUUUGGGCUGACAAACCAGUGGAUUACGACCAGUGGGUGAACGACACGAUACCUGAGAUGCCCAGGUCAAAGAACUGUGGAGUCAUCAAAACAGAGGACUACAAGUGGCGUGAUGAAAACUGUUGGUCCCCCCACCCGUUCCUUUGUGAGGAGGACAUACAUGUCAUACACAGAUAAGCGGAACUGACUAGAUUGUAAAGCAGAAUUAAACUGGGCUAAUACAUCAUCACUGUGAAUGAAACACAGCAGCACAUUAUUUGUCUUUUUUUUAUAUAGUUAUAGUUAGUUGUUAAAAACAAUGUUUGGGGUAGAUUUACAAUAUGUGGCUGUACUGUAUGUUUCCUUUUGGUGUGUGUGGGGAAAGUCUCUCUUUCUAAACUGUGUGUAUUUGUUUUUAUUCAAUUUCACCUGAGGCCAAAUACACUUGUGAUUUUUGCAGAUGCAUAUUUUAGUUUUCCUUCUUAUUGAGUCUUUUAUACUGUACAUACAAGAACAUUAGAAUGAAAUACAAAUGACACCUACAGAAAUGCACAAAAUAGACCAAGAAGAAAAAACAGCUAUUUACACUGGAGGAGACUCCAGUACUGGGAGUAAAUAAUGAAGCAAAGAGCGGAAGGGAAAGGUCUGAAGCUAGAAAUCAGGAAGACUGGACAACA